Messenger RNA from Symsagittifera roscoffensis, 2119 nucleotides. RefSeq lists its product as uncharacterized. The transcript has 8 exons. The coding region runs from base 558 to 1733 and encodes 391 amino acids. The record is from RefSeq and is a predicted model, not a curated record. Lineage: Eukaryota; Metazoa; Xenacoelomorpha; Acoela; Convolutidae.
AAAGGACUCGACCAGAACUCGACGAGGAAUCGACCUCCGAAAGGACUCGACCAGAACUCGACCAGGAAUCGACCUCCGAAAGGACUGGACCAGAACUUGACCAGGAAUCGACCUCCGAAAGGACUGGACCAGAACUUGACCAGGAAUUGACCUCCGAAAGGACUCGACCAGAACUUGACCAGGAAUUGACCUCCGAAAGGACUCGACCAGAACUCGACCAGGAAUCGACCUCCGAAAGGACUCGACCAGAACUCGACGAGGAAUCGACCUCCGAAAGGACUCGACCAGAACUCGACCAGGAAUCGACCUCCGAAAGGACUGGACCAGAACUUGACCAGGAAGCGAUCGCUUACCAGGUGACUAUAUUUGAUCUUGACGUGAAUUGUGUUAAUGAGAGCACGGGAGAAAACUGCACUGAUAACGGAAAUGUCAAUUCAACCAAGAACAAUGGACAGUCAGAUACCAUUGGUUCGAGUGACUUGCAACCGGAACACUUUCCCAUAACCACUGGAAAUCACACGACUCAGGACUUGGUCGCAAGUAACACUUCGAUUUGUAUGAAUUCUUCUGAAGUUCUAAUAUCGAAGAUCUAUCAGGACUCGAGCUACGCUUUGCUGCAAGUAAUUGUGGCAUGUUCUGAACUUGACUUGUCACAGCAAAGUGUGAGGUGCGAUAAUGUGAACAAUGGAGAAAACUGCAUCGACAAAGUUGAAGUUCAUUCCAAUAAUGGACAGUCCGCUAUCAUCCGUUUCAAUGAUCUAAGACCAGGACAGUUCUACAUGGUGACUAUCGCCGCUAAAAACACAAAGACUCAGGACUUAGUCGCAAAUUACACUGUGAUUUUUAUGGAUUCUUCCGUAGUUCGAAUUUCAACCAUCUACCAGGAUUCGAGUUCUGUUGUACUGCAAGCAAAUGUAAACUCAUCUGACCCUGACCUGUCAGUGCGAAGAGUGAGCUGUGUUAACAUGAACACUGGGGAAAACUGCAGCGAUAAUGUCGAUGUAUUUGACACCAAUAACAAUGGAAAGUCUGCUACCAUCGGUUUGAGCAAUUUGCAACCAGAAGAGCUUUACAAAGUGACCAUCACUGCUGGAAACAAAAAGAUUGAGGACUUGGUUGCAAACAAGACUUUGGUUUGUAUGGAACCUCGAAAAAACAUCGACUGGUUUUCUCAGUCACAAAUUGAUGGAACAAACUUGGAGUUGCCUGAUUCUGCUGAGAACUAUGAAAUCAGCUUGGUCCCAACAUUCUGCACUGACAACAAAACACUUGUUCAUUCUCACUGGGCUGCCCCUAUUAUCUACAACAUGGAGAAAGGAUGCGAGUAUAGAGUGCAUUACGCAGCUAGAUGUAAACUACCAACCGGGGGCUACCUUGUCUCACAAUUUGUCAUCUACAACGAAUCUUUCUGCACAGAGCCCGAACUGCCAAACGGCGUCAGCUCUAUGACAGGUGUUAAAGCAACGGGGACCACGCUAGAGAUAAGUGGCUUCGGAGUGCCGUCAGGGCCAUACAGUUACCUUGAGCUUAAGCCUCUUUAUGAUCAGGACUGUGGGAAACCAAUCAUCGGGAAUUUGACCAGAGGAGAGACUGAUCUCAAAAGGAAAGACUUGGUGCCCGGUUGUGAUUACCAUCUGAGAUAUUCUGCCGUGUGUCGCGCUGAUGCAGGCUUAGUUGAGUCAGCUGUAAACUAUUUGGACAUUUGCACAAUUCCCCAAGAAAUCGAUGUCUAAACUGUUUUCAGCAAACCAUAUAUCGACUCAAUUUCCUUAAACCCAUAUUAUCAACGCAUUAAAGCAGUAGAGGGCUAUGUGUACCGAUUCAAGGUCAAAUCAGUGACUCCUAAAGGGAAUUAUGACGUGAGUCCACCUCAGGAGUACGACGAUCGUCUGAAUGUGCAUCGAUUGUCACCUGCAACAAAGUACGAAUUCGAACUAGUAAAUCAAAAUUGGUGCAACCAAGAGUCGAAGCCGAGCGUCAAAUAUACAGUCUGCACUUUGCCUGCAGCUCCCAAGAAAUCUUCAAUUCAAGUCGAAUCCAAUUUGACGAGCCUGACUAUCAAAGGAACAGCAUCCAAUGUGCAGGCAAUCACCGGACACAUUGACGCAUACAGGAUCUA